AUGGCUCAAGGGGGUAAGCGCAAGAUGAAAACGCCUGCGGGAGCGGAUGAAAAGGAUGUAGGAUGCGUUACGCCUGCGGUAGAUCCGGAAAGGGAUCCAGCAAAACGUAUUUGUACGGGUGGGAACAAGGAUGGCGAGCAGGACCGGCGAAAACGUAUGGGCUUAAGGCAGUUGGAAGAGUCGCUGAUGCGGGCUCAGUCGUCCCGUGAUGGCUUUCUUCGCAAGUGCAUCGUACAUCUGAAUUGGUGUUUGAAUACUUUGCGAGGAAAUUCGCCAUUCGGUAACGGUCCUGAUGGAGCAGUUUAUAAUCCAGAAGCUGACCAUAGUAAUGAUCAGUGGCGUAAACGGUUGGAAGAGGUGAUAAUGGCGGUAAUGUGGUUAUAUAAUGACGCACUUAGCGGUCCCCGGUUAUGGGAGAGCUCCCAUUUGAAUACUCGCCCAGCGACUUCCACAUCCGGUAACGGUUCUGACGGAGCAGAUGGUACUCAAGACCCCAACCAUGGUACACAUGAGUGGCAGAAGCGGUUGCAAGAGGCGAUAAUGGCGGCACAAUCGUUAUUUAAUGACUCACUUGGCGGUUUCCGGUCAGAUUCGACGUCGAAUUUGAGCACUCCGCCAGCAACUUCGCCAUCCGUUACCGGUCCAGAUGGACAGCAUGGUAAUCCAGACGAUACCCGUGGUAAAGAUAAGCUUCCGCCUCAAGACUCACAUGACUCCGAAAAAGAAUAA
Messenger RNA from Babesia ovata, 729 nucleotides. RefSeq names its product kinase domain-containing protein, putative. Lineage: Eukaryota; Apicomplexa; Aconoidasida; Piroplasmida; Babesiidae. The transcript has a single exon. The record is from RefSeq and is a predicted model, not a curated record. The coding region runs from base 1 to 729 and encodes 242 amino acids.